UUUCAGAUUGAUUUAGAGUCGAAUGAAUUCUAUGUUAAUCAAUUUAUCAUGUAAAACAGGUCAAUUCCAUGAAAAUUUAAUUUCGGGUAGAGUCAGUUCAUUUUUUCUUAGAUUAUUUCAAAUACAAUUCGGAUAUGAAUUGAUUCGUCGAAUCAAGUCGUAUUGUCAAAUCUAAUCUGCUUAGACUCUUAGAGCAUGGAGUUUGGGCUUGAGAACUACUAAUGGAUCAAAUUGUCAAACCCCCACAAUAAGCUAUCCAAAAAGCAAAAAUUAAAAUAAAAAAAAAAAAAGAAAAAAAGGUUAGUAAAACUGUCAUCUACAUUCUUCAAUUAUCAAUUCUUCAGGUAGCUGUAUUUCUAGGGUUUUUCUAGACACCAAAAAUUCCCUGCAAUUUCAUCAAAUUAAUCAAUUCUCCCUCAAUUUUCGUCAAUGGAUCGCCGUUCGAACUACCCUUCUCGCCGAUCAAAACCCCAGAAAAGCUACGCCGAAGAAGAAGAUGAUGACGAUGAAAACGACGUCGUUCUUGGAGCAAUCGACGAUUCCGAUGAAGAAGAAGAUGACGACAUCAAUGACGAAGACUUCAACGGUCCCGGGCGCCGCCGCACAUCCACUCGACAUCGCCAAAAGCAGAGAAAGCUCUCUACUUGGAAUUACCAUUCUACCCCUAAUUCUAAAUCCUCCGGCAUGGUUUCCGAUUGGUCGGAGCAGGGUACUUUCGCCCUUUUGGAAAUCUGGGGUGAGAGGUUUCUUCAAUUGGGUAGGAGUAGUUUGAGGAGUGAGGACUGGAACGACGUCGCUGAGCGAGUUUCGGAGGCGACGCGGUCGAAACGCAGCGUUUCGGAUUGUAGAAGUAGGUUAAAUGCAUUGAAGAUGAAGUAUAAGAGGGAGAAAGCUAAAGUGAUUAGCUUAGGAGGUGGGAGUAGCAAAUGGGUGUUCUUCAAGAAAAUGGAUGUUUUGAUGACAAUGUCACCAAGGCAAUUGCAACAGCAAGAGCAAUGUGGGUUAGCUUGUGGGGUUGAUUCGGGCGAGUUCGUGUUUAUGAACCCGAGAGUUUACUUGGAUCAUUCUAAUGCGUCUGAUGAGAUGAGGGAUAGUCCAGGGAAUUCGGAGUCCGAGUGUGGGGAAGAUGAUGAUGAGGAGGAAGAUGAGGAUGAGGAAGCGGCGGAGGAGUCAUAUAGGAUGUUAUCGGAGUCGAUUAAGAGGGUUGGGGAGAUAUAUGAGAAGAUGGAGGAUAGUAAGAAACAACAUAUGGAGGAAUUGGAUAGGAUGAGGGAGGAAUUUCAGAGAGAAUUGGAAUUGCAAAAGAAGGAGAUGCUUGAUCGAACAAAGGUUGAGAUUGCGAAAUUAGGACAAAAGGAUGAUCAGGAACAGGACAGUGAUUGCUCUGUUGAGAAUGUGUGAGAGAUGAAGUGGAUGCGAACGGAAGGGCAAAUAUGAUGAGGACUGCUGUAUGUUUUUCGAUGGGCUGGCUUGAUAGGUGCCUUCUGUGUGCAGAAAUGUCUAAAUGUGCAAAGCCUCAGGGAUGUUUCUGUUUGUAUCUCUAACAUGCUUUUUGAUUGUCCCUUUAGCUUUUGAUCUAUGUUUUGCUUUGGUAUCAACUGGCAAAGCAUUAAUUUAACAGAAAUGUACUGUUAUUAGCAAAAUUACAGCAAUAGAAGAACUUUCUUCAGCA
Molecule: messenger RNA, 1672 nt
Organism: Chenopodium quinoa (quinoa)
Lineage: Eukaryota; Viridiplantae; Streptophyta; Magnoliopsida; Caryophyllales; Amaranthaceae
Product: trihelix transcription factor ASIL1-like
Exons: 2
Coding region: 430-1401 (323 amino acids)
Cellular component (GO): nucleus
Molecular function (GO): transcription cis-regulatory region binding
Source: RefSeq, a predicted model, not a curated record